Molecule: messenger RNA, 933 nt
Organism: Rhinichthys klamathensis goyatoka
Lineage: Eukaryota; Metazoa; Chordata; Actinopteri; Cypriniformes; Leuciscidae
Product: reticulon-3-like
Exons: 8
Coding region: 1-735 (244 amino acids)
Biological process (GO): brain development; endoplasmic reticulum tubular network formation; neuron differentiation
Cellular component (GO): postsynaptic density; neuron projection
Source: RefSeq, a predicted model, not a curated record
AUGGCAGAUCCAACGAUCUCUUCAUCCUCAGGCCUAAACUCCAUUGUGUUGUUGAAAGACUCCAACUCAUCAGUGCAGGAAUUGGUGUAUUGGCAGAAGCCAAAGCAGUCAGUGCUAGUGUUUGGUGGCUCGAUGCUGGUGCUCAUAUCUCUAGCCAGGUUCAGUGUUAUCAGUGUUGUGUCCUACCUGUUCCUGGCCCUGCUCUGUGUCACCAUCACUUUCAGAGUCUACAAGUCAGUCGUGCACGCUGUACAGAAGUCCGACGAAGGACACCCUUUUAAAGUUCUGAUGGAAAGAGAUAUCCGCAUUUCACCGGACACAGCCCGCAGGUACAUGGACAUAUUUUUGGUGAAAUUAAACACUGCUCUCAUACAGACAAGAAGACUUGUGCUUGUAGAAGAUGUGGUGGAUUCACUGAAGCUUGCAGUUGUGAUGUGGUUUCUGACAUGUGUGGGGGCCGUCUUCAAUGGUAUCACAAUUUUAAUUCUAGCUGAUAUCAUCUUGUUCUGCACACCGCUACUGUAUGAGAGGAACAAAACCCAGAUUGAUGGUUAUUUGGUACGUGUGCAAUCUCGGCUUGAAGAGAAACUGGCAAAAUCCCUCGUGUUCAGGAGCUCAAACCUCUGGUGCAAACCAAUGAGACAGUACACAGAUCGGUACUGUUAUAGACCCAUCUUGUCCCUCAGACUGCAAGACAAACUCCCUGGUCCCGUCAAAUGGAGCAAAGCAGAAUGAUGGGUUUCUAUCAUCAGGAAAAACCUGAGCAUCCAUUGAAUUACAGUAUUCUUUAUAUAUUAGUAGAAAGAAGCCAUAGGCCUGUCUCUGCACUCCAGUCAUUUCAAGUUUCUGUUUAAUCAUUGAUGUUUGUAUGUACAGACAGACUAUAUGAACACUGCAUUCCAAUAUGUGCACAAUAAAUUGAGCUUUGAUUAA